Messenger RNA from Coregonus clupeaformis (lake whitefish), 3677 nucleotides. RefSeq names its product actin filament-associated protein 1-like 1. Gene Ontology annotation, molecular function: SH3 domain binding. Gene Ontology annotation, cellular component: cytosol. The record is from RefSeq and is a predicted model, not a curated record. NCBI's taxonomy places the organism in Eukaryota, Metazoa, Chordata, Actinopteri, Salmoniformes, Salmonidae. Bases 185 to 2512 code for a protein of 775 amino acids. The transcript has 18 exons.
ACAGAGAAAGAGAAAGGGAGGAGAGAUAACACACCAGGGAGGGAGGAAAGGGUGUAGGAUUGUGAAUUCCCUUGGGGUUCAACAGUAGUCAGACUCACCUCACCACUACAUAGGAACAUAUAUAUAUAUUUUUUUCUUCUCAGAUUAAUGAAAAAUAAGAAUGUAUUUGUCCUAACAUUGGAAUAUGGUGAGCCUAUCUUCUUCAUCUUCUAAUGCGAUGGAGGUCCUGGUGACGGAGCUCAACUUUCUGCUGGAGCUGCUGGACCAUGAGACUCUGAGCUCUCCUACUGAGGAGAAGAAGACGUCUGUUAGGAACCUGCUGAAACAACUAGAGCCAAUAGUGACAGGACCGGACUACUUGUACAUGAACACGUCAGUCUACAGAAACGGCACCAGCUUUGUGGAAUCCCUCUUCGAGACCUUUGACUGUGACCUGGGGGAGCUGAAAGACAUGACAGAGGACCAGAAACAGAAGCACACUGUUGACACACACACAGACACACACACAGAUACACACGUUGACACACACGUUGACACACACAGAGACGACACAUCACCCUCAAAACAGAGCAGUUCAGACUCCUCUCCCCCCCGCUCAUCAGAGACCCCUCCGCCCCUGCCCACAAACCCCCCUCCUGAGGCUUACUAUGAAGAGGCAGUACCUCUCAGCCCUGGCAAGCAGCCAGAGUACAUCACCACCCGCGGUAGCUCCAGCCCUCCUAACUCCAUAGAGGACGGUUACUAUGAGGAUGCAGAGAACAACUCCCCUCCUACCUGCAUCAACGGACGACAACGCAAAAACUCCUACAAUGACUCUGAUGCCCUGAGUAGUUCCUAUGAGUCCUAUGAGGAGGAUGAAGAGGAAAAGGGAUCAGGGCCAGGGUCCACACUGACCCACCAGUGGCCUAGUGAUGAGAGCUCCAUGCUCCCUGCCAGGGACUGUAGGAUCUGUGCCUUCCUGCUGCGAAAGAAACGCUUCGGACAGUGGGCCAAGCAACUGACUGUCAUACGGGAUAACAGGCUACAGUGCUAUAAGAGCUCUAAGGACGUGUCCCCGUAUGUUGACCUGCCCCUGCCCCAGUGCACUGUGACCUACGCCCCUAAAGACGAACGCAGGAAGAGACAUGAGCUGAGGUUCACUCCACCCAGCGGAGAGGCUCUGGUCCUUGCUGUGCAGAGCAGGGAGCAGGCACACAGGUGGCUCAGAGUGGUCCGUAAAGUGAGUCAGGGAAAAGGACCAGAAGAGUCCACUUCUCCCAUGAUGCCCAGAAAGACUGCGCUUGACAAGCGGCUGUCUGGUGACAGGACUAUGGCAGACUCAGACAGUGUGGGAGUGACUACAGGAGAGAACAACAGGGACAACAGAGAGAAUGGUAAGGUGAAGUGGGGGGCUCUAGCGGCAGGACGUAAGAUAACACGUAUCAUCAGUUUCUCCAAGAGGAAGCACCCCCUACCUGGCAACGCAUGCACCCCCUCCCCAGACACAGACCCUCGACGAGGCUACCUGUCUGUGUUGGUGAGCCAGGUAUGGAGGGAUCAGUGGUGUUGUGUGCAUGGGGGUUCUCUCCACUUCCACCCUGAUAGAGGAGAUCCCCGGCCCUCCCUGGCUCCUCUACCCCUCCAUAGAUGUGAGGUGUUCCCAGGACUGGGCCCCAAACACCCCUUCACCCUCAGGAUACUGAAGGGAGGCACAGAGGUGGCUGUAUUGGAGGCGUGUAGUUCUGAGGAGUUGGGGCGAUGGCUGGGUGUUCUGAUGGCAGAGACAGGUACAGCCACAGAUCCAGAGUCACUACACUACGACUAUGUUGAUGUGGAAACCAUCGCUAACAUCCGAGAUGCCGCACGCCACUCUUUCCUGUGGGCCACAUCUUCUAGUAGCACUUCCUCUGACUCCAGGACGUACGACGAGGUUCCUUGUGAGGGAGAGCAGCCUGAGGAGGUUGGUGGACUGAAGCGGAGGUCCAGUUUCUCCAGUAAAUACUCUGGUAGGACCAAACCUGGUCUGGCCCUGAAAUACACGGGCUCCAACACCAAUCAAUAUGGCCUCUAUGGGAAAACACGAGCGGAGGAGGACACUAAACACUACUUGAGAAAGAAAGAAGAGCUGGAGAGAGAGAAGGAUGGGAUACGGAACAAUCUGCUGACACUGAGACAAGAGAGGAGAGAGGUGAAGGAGAAGUUGAAGACUGCUACAGAGGAGCAGAGGGGCUCCCUAAGUGAGCAUGUGUCCCAGCUAGACGAGGCUUUCCGUGGGAAGGAGAGUGAGAGGGUGGACCUGGAGCUCCGGCUCACCCAGGUUAAAGACAACCUGAACAAGAGUCUAGCAGGAGGUGGUCUGGGGGCACCUGGAGAGAGCAAACCUUCCAGCAAGGUCUAUAGCAGUCCCUACUACUCUGAGUCUAUACCGGUCAGCUGUGUCUCUGAGGCCCUUAAGAAACCUCCUGUCUACUCCUCGUCUAAAGGAACAGUCAUGCAGAAAGCCAAGGAAUGGGAGUCGAGGAAAUGCACUUAGGGCAUAAGGAUGUUAAAGCAAGAUUGGAGAAUUUUGGAGAAAUGUCAGAGAGAGGAUGUGUCGUUCAGAUUGUUGUAGAGAUAUGGACGAAAUGGACAGGUAUUGAGGGAAUUGAGCCAGUGUACAGAAAGAAUAUUAAAUUACCUUGAUAAACGACAGAGAAAGGGACAAUGAGAGAUUUAAGAAUGUCCCAUAGAACAGGAAUGGAAGACAAUUGACAUGGAAAAAAACACAAUGAUUUACUGUAUGUGAUGUGCUUUAAAGGGAUAAUUCUGUAUUUUGGCAAUUAAGCCCUUUCCUAGCUUCAUGCUACUGUAACUUAUCCUGUAGACAUCAAGUCAUUGCACUAAAGCUAGUUAACAAUGGCUCCAGAACCUACCUUCAACUUCCUUCAAACUACACACAGAGACAUAAAAAUGGUAUACAUGAGUUCAACUGACUCUGGGUUAUUCGAAAAAAGGGCUUAACCUUUUACUGAAGGGGGCUAAAUCAGGGUCACACAGAGUGUUUCUCGGUAGUCUUAAACAAAUCUACUUUGAAACAAAAGUAUACACCUCAAACACAUGGUUAUGGGCUUAAAAAAAGAAGAGAUCUGUACCAUGCCAGAUAUAGAGUUCAAAUGUAUUCAAUUUUGAGUCUGCAUCCCAGUAUUACACUUUAUAUACAUCACAGAAGACCGAAAUAUAACGAAACUGUUUGACAUAGAAACAAUGGAUUUUUUAAAAUCAUCUUUAUUUGUGAUUAACGAAAAAAUCGCAGCACCAGGCACCCCCAAACAUCUUCCCAUGGCUAUGCCUUCUCACCUCUAUCUGUACAGACAGAAAUCAUAACUGUUUUGUAUAUAGGAUUAUUUUUACACUGCACAAUGGUCCUUUUCCACUUUAUAAACAAUACAUUGACUAACCAAAUGGUGCUAAUAAUAUACAGAACUGUAAAUAUUAUCUGAACAAUGUACACUAGGUGCCAAUACUUAUUUACAGGAAUUAACACCGCUGAUCAUUUAAAAAAACAUUUAUAAAACUCAUAAAAUACAUUCAUGUAUUUUAACACAAGCAGACCCUAAUUUGUGAUUGAUGUUUGCACUUUACUGAUUUAUUUCCUACUACUUGGAGAUGGUUUAUGGGUUGUAAUAAAUAAAUAAAUACAUGUUCUCAGAGGACCAACA